This is a messenger RNA of Microthlaspi erraticum, 618 nucleotides long. The record is from the annotation of a GenBank genome assembly. Lineage: Eukaryota; Viridiplantae; Streptophyta; Magnoliopsida; Brassicales; Brassicaceae.
AUGCGUCUAAUGGGAAUUCAACAAGAAGGAGGACAAGGAAAGUAUCUGGGGUUACCUGAGGCUUUUGGAAGGAAGAAGAAGGACCUUUUUAGCUCAGUAUUAGACCGAAUCAGACAAAGAGCCAUCUCCUGGUCAUCAAAAUUGCUUUCAAGCGCCGGAAAAUUGGUCAUGCUUAAGUUCUGGUGGGAUGCAAACCCAGAGAAGAGGAAAAUGAGUUGGAUCGCUUGGGAUAAACUCACCAGAGGAAAAAGAGAUGGAGGUCUAGGACUUAGAGAUAUUCAAGACUUCAACGACGCUCUCCUAAAAAAGUUGAGUUGGAGAAUACUAUCAAAACCGGAGUGUCUACUAGCUAGAAUUCUUAAGGGAAAGUACUUCCCUGAAACCUCUUUUGUAGAGUGCAAGAAAACAGAGGGAGGUUCGCAUGGAUGGAAAGGAAUUAUAAUCGGCCGCGACCUGCUGAAAGAAAAGUUAGGAAUGGUCAUUGGCAAUGGAAAGCAGACAAAGGUGUGGGGAGCUACGAAGCACGGAAGCGCUGCCGGUGAGACAUUUCUCGCUUCGGAAGCGGAACCGGAAGCGGAAGCGUUUGGAAGCGCCUCCGAUUCGCGACUCCGAGAAUGA